AUGAACAUUCUUCGAGUUACGUUAACACUAUCACUGCUCAUCUCUACGUACAGUACAUCAUCCUGUUUGAAAAAUGAACGAAGCGAAUCAGCCUUCAACAAUGGUCAAAACAUUCGACAUAAUCGAAGAGUCGGAUUAAACGAAUAUCUAGUUCCACCCCCAGUACCAAAACCUCAUCCAGUGAGGUCAGGAAGAGUAGUGAAUCAUCAACCAACGGAAGCUCCAGGAUACCUCUCGCAAUUCAUGAAUUGGUUAAAUCCUUUCAGUUUCGGUUCUUCGACUUCUACACCUCAGAAACUGCCACCCCACCUUGAACCUUCGUACCCUCCACCCCCUCAAACUUAUGGUCCAGUACCAUUUAACGUACACUCUGCACUGCAACCUGGCCCGUCUCUUCAUCCUCCACUUGGAUCUCAAACUAGUCUACCUUUGCAUCCUCCUCUUAGUCCAUCUACUCCUGCUCAACAUCAUGGUAUUCUUCUUACAGCUCCCCCUGGUGCACAUCAUGGUCCACCUCUUAGCCUUCCUCCUGCUACACAUCCUAGCCCACCUCUCAGCCUUACCCCUGGUGCACAUCCUGGCCCACCUCUCAGCCUUCCCCCUGCUGCGCAUCCUGGUCCAUCUAUCAGCCUUCCUCCUGGUCCACCGUUGCAACUGUACAACGUCCCUUCACCUGCUUUUCACGAUAUACAACCCAUUCUUCCAAAUCCAAAAGACAGUCGCGGUCUUUACCUACCACCUAACAAAGGAAAGCAGUGCAAUCCCUGUAAUAAGAUUCCUUGGAUUCCCAUGCAAGGUUCUGGAUUUCACACAGAAAAGCAUUCUCACCCUCCACAGUCUCCAAAUGCUUAUCUACCACCCAGUAACCAAGCGAAUCACGAUGUCCAGUACGCGGCUUCACACGAGAUCAGAAUCCCUGAUCUCUCCCAAGCACCUAUCGAUCAAAGUCCCUUCAACAACCCUUUGCCAAGUCCACUGUUAUACCCCGGGCCAGUGCCACCUCUCUACAAAGCAGAACCGUUUAAUCGACCAUUCCAAAGUCCUCCUGCGAUAGAGAAUGUGGGUCACUUUGAACCACCACCAUUGCCUGUGACACCGUUAGCUGGUCAAGAGCAUAGAGGUCCUGAAAUUAACGACCAAGGCUAUAACAUUCACGGCAUCGACGAACUAAGGUCCAUUGGAACGGUAGUUAAUCAGGGACACGCGAGUAUCGUACCUCAGAAUCAUGUAACCGACGCCAACAAAGGCUUUACUGAUCUCAAGGAAUCAUUCGGUAGUUCGAUUCCCGACACUCAGUCUUCCCUGUCUGUAUCAUCCUACCAGGAUCAAGAGUAUCAUAACAGCCCUACAAUCGUGAGCCAAGGAAAUAGCGGUGUCAUAAAUCAGCCUGUAGAACAGGGCCAGAGUACCGUCAGUAGUUUCGGGCUUUCGAAUGCCGAAAGUCACGAGUUCUCUGGUCAGAGUGGUAACGAGUACCGUGAGCCGUAUAAAUCAAAUUCAGCAUCUAAUACCGAAUUGAAUUACUUACCGCCAGACUUGAAUCCCUCUGCUAGCUUUGGCACUUCCACUUUUCAUAAUCAAGACACCGAAAAUUCGAAUUAUCAGUACUCCGAUGACCUGUCUCCCAGUGGUAGUGUCGUCAAAGAUUCUCACGUGACGACCCAGACACCAUCUGUGAGCUCCUUUUCUUUGAAGGAAGAGCAGAUACAUUUUGAAGAAUCACCGCUGUUAGAUCUGACGAAGAAAGGAGAGAGUCGAACCGACGUACAAUGGUCUACCUCUACUGUAGGGUAUAACGAUGUGGCUGAAACGUCGCAUAAUACCUUGAAGACUACUACGGAUUACGGUUUGGAAACUGACAACAUAUAUUUCGAAGACUCGUCCAAUUUUGUCAGACCGACAGAAUCUUAUUCCUCAUCGGAUAUUCAAAAUAUUAACAGCAUUUUUGGACCCACGGCGUCUACCACUGAAGAUUUUCCCACUGGUAGCAAUCGCAAUAUAGAGACGUCAACAAUUGGUACGCAGUAUACAAAUCAACAAGACGUUUCAUAUAUACCGCCAUCUGGACAGCCAGCGUACCUGUGGCCAAGUUUGCUUGUGCAUGCAUCAAAUUUGAGGAACGAUUCGACGAAGAGUCAAGUGUCCUCGAAUCAUCUUGCCGAAUGGAAUAAUUCUUUUCCGGAGGUUGGGAACCCUGGAAAGCAAGAUAGUGGGGGUUCGAAGGAUGCAAAAGACACGCUUCAGAGGCAGCAGGGCACGAAGCGAAAUAAGCAAGUACAAGUUAUUAUACCAUAUACGUCAGAGUAUACACCAAUUCCUUUCCAACAAUCCUAUGGGGACUGGAGUGUCAGAACUAAUUUCGAACGAACGCAGCCAAGAAAGAUCCCACCACGAAACGAAUUGAACGUUGAUAACUACCUUCAGCAAGAAUCUAGGAACGAUAUUCGAGUAGUUAAUCAAUUUCAAUCGCAAUUUAAUUUCAACAAUUCAAACAGAUCGAACGUGCAAUCGAUAAGACCAUCUUCAACUAUAGUUGAAGAUUCAAGAAGCGGUACAACAAAAGUCAACACUUCCAUUGAUGUACGCAGGUUGCAAAAGAAUAUCGAUAACUGGACGAUACAAGAAUAUUCAAAACCUACAACAUCUAGCACAAUUUUACCUAGUUCCUUACACCCUUACCUUUCACCAUCAAAGAAAAUUCCAACGGAGUACCUAACAACAACAGAGCCAGGCGACCAUACCAACGAGGCGAAAGAUCACAUUGAAAGUGUGAAAACGUAUUCUUUGGCUGGAUUUAGUUUCAACGAAGUGGAACACGAGGGCUCUGCUAGUAAUCGCAUUGAAUCGACUCAACCGGCCGCAAAAGUGGUACGAAUAGAGAGCCCAAAGGCAAUGGCCAGCAGUGGCGUACACACCGUGAAUAAGUCAAAGAUGGAAGACAAGUCAACAUGGCGGGCCCACUCCGUGUCAAUAUCACCCGUGAAUAAAGAACGAGUUUACGUAGUAACGCCACAGCCGGUAACAGAAGUAACCCUGAAAAACGACUUCGAGAAACAAAAAAACGAAAGGCGAAGGGAAAACUCACGGCGAACGAAUGAAUCGAUCGUCAGCGACGUAAAUGACAACAAGAAUAAUAUCAGUGAAUUCGAAGCGAUCGAGAAAGCCUAUCAGGUGCUUCCACAAGCAGUAAAUAACCUUGCCGUCGCAUCCACUGGAAAGGAAAACAUUCCUUUGUGGGGAAUUAUGGAACACGAGGAAUUUGCUUCGUUGAAUUUGGACGAAAACGACGAUGAAAUAGCUGAGGAUGUCGUGGAUGGACCGGUACUUUACUCUGGACACUCUAAGGUAUCACGAGCUAAGCGAUGA
Eufriesea mexicana is the source of this 3366-nucleotide messenger RNA. RefSeq lists its product as uncharacterized. The transcript is spliced from 6 exons. Bases 1 to 3366 code for a protein of 1121 amino acids. The record is from RefSeq and is a predicted model, not a curated record. Lineage: Eukaryota; Metazoa; Arthropoda; Insecta; Hymenoptera; Apidae.